Capsicum annuum is the source of this 3003-nucleotide messenger RNA. Its product is annotated as EIN3-binding F-box protein 1. Lineage: Eukaryota; Viridiplantae; Streptophyta; Magnoliopsida; Solanales; Solanaceae. Gene Ontology annotation, biological process: SCF-dependent proteasomal ubiquitin-dependent protein catabolic process. The coding region runs from base 300 to 2225 and encodes 641 amino acids. Gene Ontology annotation, molecular function: protein binding. The transcript is spliced from 2 exons. The record is from RefSeq and is a predicted model, not a curated record. Gene Ontology annotation, cellular component: SCF ubiquitin ligase complex.
AAUUUAUAAAAUUUAUUAGUACUAUUAUUUUUUUUGUGUACAUAUAUAUAUAUUCAGUGCACCAUAACUGUUGGAAAAGUACAAUACCACUACUUUUUUUCUCGUCUUUGACAACUUUCUUCUUUCUUCGGUGGUUUUUUUUCCCCACUCUGAUAGGUUUUUUGUGGAAAUCUUGGGCGUUGUUGAUGUGUAAUGCAAAUCUCUGUUGAAAAUAAAAUUUGGGGUUUGUUGUUCUUGGUGCAAAGUUUGGUUUUUUUGGAUUUCCUUUGUGGGUUUUCUUGUAAAGUGCAGCAGCAACCAUGUCUACUCUUGUUAAUUACAGUGGUGAUAAUGAGUUCUAUUCUGGAGGAUCACUUUGUUCAGCUGAUUUGGGUCUUAUGUUGUCUCUUGGUCAUGCCGAUAUUUACUUUCCUGUUACUAAGAGGGCACGCAUUAGUUCCCCGUUUGUCGUUGAAGAGAGGACAAAGAAUUCACCUAUCGAAAAACUUCCCGAUGAAUGCCUAUUUGAGAUCUUCAGGAGAUUGCAAGGAGGCUGUGAAAGGAGUGCAGCAGCUUGUGUUUGUAAGCAUUGGCUUAUGCUCUUGAGUCAUGUGAGGAGCUCUGACAUUUGCCAUACCAAUCUUUCAGCUGCUGAUGGGGCUUCAAAAGAUACGAACAUGGUCUCAGCUGAUGAAGAUCUUGAAGUUGGGUGUAAUGGAUACCUUACUAGGCAUGUAGAAGGGAAGAAAGCUACAGAUAUUAGACUUUCUGCUAUUGCAAUUGGAACUUCCAGCCGUGGGGGUCUUGGAAAGCUCUCAGUUCGGGGGAGCAACUCCGUUCGUGGUGUUACUAAUGUUGGUCUAUCAGCAAUUGCCCAUGGUUGUCCUUCUCUUAGGGUUCUUUCAUUGUGGAAUGUUCCUAAUGUUGGAGAUGAAGGUCUUGUAGAGAUUGCAAGGGGGUGUCAUUCAUUAGAAAAGCUGGAUCUAUGUCACUGUCCCUCAAUUUCCAACAAAGGCCUGGUUGCAAUAGCAGAGAAUUGUCCAAGUUUGACUUCUUUGAUGAUUGAAUCUUGUCGAAAUAUUGGAAAUGAAGGUCUGCAAGCUAUUGGAAGAUGCUGUACCAAAUUACAGUCUCUUACUAUUAAAGACUGCCCUCUUGUAGGGGAUCAGGCAGUUAUUAGCCUUCUGUUGUCAGGUACUACAAUGUUGAAGAAAGUGAAACUUCAUGGUCUAAACAUUACGGAUUUCUCCCUUGCUGUUAUUGGUCACUAUGGCAAGGCGAUUACUGAUCUUAAUCUGAGUUCACUUCGUAACGUAACUCAGAAGGGCUUUUGGGUUAUGGGUAAUACUCAGGGUCUGCAAUCUCUGGCUUCUUUGACAAUCACAUUGUGCAUGGGAGUCACUGAUUUGAGUCUUGAAGCAGUGGGAAAGGGCUGUACAAAUCUUAAACACAUGAACCUUCGCAAGUGUUGUUUUGUUUCUGAUGGUGGACUUGUUGCUUUUGCUAGAGCUGCUGGAUCUCUUGAGAGUCUUUAUUUGGAAGAGUGCAACUGGAUCACCCAAAUGGGCAUCCUAAAUGCAGUUUCAAUCUGCCGAAAAUUGAAGUCUCUUUCCCUGCUGAAGUGUAUGGGAGUCAAGGAUUUACCUCCACAAGCUUCCUCACUUUUUCCCUGUGAAUCUCUUCGAUCGUUGUCCAUCCGAAGCUGUCCAGGAUUCAGUAGCACUAGCUUAGCUAUGGUGGGGAAGCUGUGUCCCCAGCUUCGUCAAUUGAAUCUCAGUGGGCUUACUGGAAUAACAGAUGCUGGUCUUCUCCCACUUUUGGAGAGCUCCAAGGCAGGACUCGUCAUGGUUAAUCUUACCAACUGUCUGAACUUGACCGAUGAAGUGGUGUUGUCCUUAGCUAGGCUACACGGUGAGACCUUGGAAUAUUUAAAUCUUGAUGGAUGCAUGAAGAUUACAGAUGCAAGUUUGGUGGCAAUUGCUGGUAAUUGUCCAUUAGUUGGUGAUCUUGAUGUUUCUAAGUGUUCAAUAACUGAUUCUGGUGUAGCUGCUUUAUCCCGUGGAGUGCAAGUAAAGCUGCAGGUUCUUUCACUAUCAGGUUGCUCCAUGGUAACGAACAAGAGCAUUCCGUUUUUUAAUACGUUGGGUGAGAGCUUAGUUGGUUUGAAUCUCCAGCACUGCGCCAUAAGUAGCAGCAAAGUUGGGCUUCUUGUUGAGGACUUGUGGAGAUGUGAUAUCCUCUCCUAAAAGCCAACAGGGGCACAAGGCUAUGCAUCAUCCAAAGGGAGUUGGACGAAGAGUAGUAGCUAUUCGGUUCAUAAAGCUCGGCAGGAUAGAAGCGAACAUGAUUGUGGUUUUUGGCCCACUAAUGGCCUUGUGAUGCUCCAGUGGCUUGGUUGUUUUCCAGGAAGCUAUGACGGAACUUUUUCCAUCAUUUUUUGCAUGGUUUUAUCUACUUAAGGCCUGUUCCAAAUCAGUCGGUCUCCGGUCUCUCAUGGAGGCUGCCUCUUACAUAGCCAGGGUAUCCUGAGAAUACAGUUAAAUAAGUCUUGGAGUUCAAGUUUUCACUAGUGUUGCUCCUGUUUCUGUCUUUCGCGAACAUUGGGGUGGGGUUAGUGACCCAAUAAUGCUUCUCUUAAACAUGUAUGGAUAUCAUGCAUUUGCCUUGGUAGUACUACUACACUACAGAAUCAGACGAUCAUAGUUUUAGUAUGUAGUUGUCGUGUUAAGAAGAAGAAGUUGUUAUUGUUGUUGUAAUAAGCGUUUUACUUUGUGUCUUAUUCUGUAGUUGAGCUGAACAUUUUCUGUAGCAUGGUGUCUGGUAAUCAGGGGCUUGGUCAUGGCAACUAGUCCAUCUUGGUUGCCAGGGAAAAAACCUAGGUACUUAGGUUGUUUUUCUGGUGUCCCAAGUUCUAGUUUUUGAUAGGAUUGUCAAAAGUCCUACUUUGUACAAGGUUCUUUGUCUUUCAGAUUUGUACUUGGCAGCUACUUUAUUAUCUAAUAAAACUGUGUUAGUUUGUCUAAA